Molecule: messenger RNA, 4241 nt
Organism: Cucurbitaria berberidis CBS 394.84
Lineage: Eukaryota; Fungi; Ascomycota; Dothideomycetes; Pleosporales; Cucurbitariaceae
Product: polyketide synthetase
Exons: 5
Coding region: 1-4050 (1349 amino acids)
Biological process (GO): fatty acid biosynthetic process; secondary metabolite biosynthetic process
Molecular function (GO): 3-oxoacyl-[acyl-carrier-protein] synthase activity; fatty acid synthase activity
Source: RefSeq, a predicted model, not a curated record
AUGGCCAGCAGUUUACAGCCCCCAGAACCAAUUGCUAUCAUUGGCAGUGGCUGUCGAUUACCAGGGAAAGCAAACUCCCCCUCCAAACUAUGGGAUCUUUUACACAAGCCGCGCGACCUCCUUAGGAAGAUCGACCGCUACAAUGCGGAAAAGUUCUUCCAUCCCGACGGUCGACAUCAUGGCACUGCUAACGGUCAAUACGCAUACCUUCUCGAGGAAGAUCACCGCCUCUUCGACACUGGCUUUUUCGGUAUUAAACCUAUUGAAGCUGAAUCUAUCGAUCCUCUACAGCGCCUCCUCCUUGAGACUGUGUACGAAUCGCUUGAAGAUGCCGGAGUGCCAAUGGAAAAGCUCCAAGGGUCAGACACGGCAUUCUACGCUGGUGUGAUGCAAUCAGAUUACAAUGAUGUUCUGAUGCGGGAUGUGGACACCUUCCCACAAUACUUCGCAACCUCGACCUCGAGGUCUAUCAUCUCCAAUCGAGUAUCGUACAUCUUUGACUGGCAUGGCCCAUCUAUGACCAUAGAUACUGCAUGCUCCUCCAGCAUGGUGGCUCUUCACCUGGCAGUCAAAAGCUUGAGGUCUGGCGAGUGCCAAGUAGCGCUCGCCGCUGGCGGUAAUUUGUUCCUUGGACCAGAGCUUUUUAUCGGACUGAGUAAAUUGAGUAUGCUGUCGUCCCAGGGUAGAUCUGCCAUGUGGGACGCGGAUGUGGAUGGCUAUGGGCGCGGUGAAGCCUUCGUGUCUGUUGUGUUGAAACGUCUCAGCGAUGCUAUCCGAGAUGGGGAUCAUAUUGACUGCAUAAUCAGAGAGACGGGAGUCAAUCAGGAUGGUCGGACCAAGGGCAUCACGAUGCCUAGUGCUACAGCACAAGCUGACCUUAUCCGCAAGACAUACGAGAGUAUCGGUUUGAAUGUGCGAAACGCUGAAGACCAGCCCCAGUUCUUCGAAGCGCACGGAACUGGUACCAAGGCUGGAGAUCCACAAGAAGCUCAAGCCAUUUUCGAUACUUUCUUUGGGCCUGAUUUCGACACAUCGACUCAGAAGCACCCACUGUACGUAGGAGGGAUCAAAACGAUCAUCGGACACACAGAGGGGACAGCUGGUCUUGCUGGCCUCAUGAAGGCCAUGCUUAGUCUUCAAAGGGGGAUUAUUUCUCCGAAUUUGCUUUUCAAGAACUUGAAUCCCGACAUCUUACCCUUCUAUGGACCGCUGGAGGUGCCUACCGACUCCGUCCCUUGGCCACAAUUGCCAGACGGUACACCAAGAAGGGCCAGCGUGAACAGCUUCGGUUUUGGUGGGGCAAAUACGCACGCUGUCCUCGAGAGCCCCCCAGUGGUCGAGAGCGUAGCAAAUGAUGCAGAACCGCUUACCGCUCAAGCUCUCAUGCCCUUCCUAUUCUCUGCCUACACAGAAGCGGCAUUACAGAGGUUACUGUCUUCGUACAGUGAAUACCUCAAGGCUCACCCUAAAACCAACAUGUCAGAUCUCGCGUGGACGUUGAGUAAUCGACGGUCCGCCUUUGCCGUGAAGCUUUCAUUGUCAGCGUCCAGCAUUAGCAGCCUCUGCAAGAAAAUCGACAGAAAGCUAGAUAGUGUUCGAGAUAUCCCUGGAUCCACGAUUGGAGUGCGAGCAAGCUCAGGAAACAAGAAGGUUCUUGGCGUUUUUACUGGUCAAGGCGCCCAAUGGGCGAAAAUGGGUGCCCAACUAUUGAACAACGUGCCACGAGCAAGGCAGCUUCUCGAGCAGUUGGAAGACGCCUUGCAACAGCUACCGGAGCAGUACCGCCCAGCUUGGAAGAUUAAGGAAGAGCUAUCGAAAGAUGCCGGCCUGACUCGUAUCCAGGAAGCAGCACUUUCACAGCCUCUUUGUACGGUAGUGCAGGUAAUCCUCAUCGACCUUCUACGAAGUGCCGGUAUCACGUUCUCAGCAGUCGUGGGGCACUCUUCCGGAGAGAUCGCAGCAGCACAUGCAGCUGGUAUCAUCUCUGCCACUGAUGCGAUCAAGAUAGCAUACCUCCGAGGCUAUCACGCUUCCCUUGCGCAAGGCUCUGGAGGCAAGCAAGGCGCUAUGCUAGCUGUCGGAAUUUCCGUCGACGAGGCUAUAGCGCUUUGCAACAGCGACGAGUUUGCCAAUCGUAUCACGCUUGCUGCCUGUAACUCUCCAUCUAGCUUGACAUUGUCAGGUGAUGCAGACGCCAUCGUAGACGUCAAAGUGGCGCUGGAUCAGCAGAAGACAUUCGCCCGGCUACUCAAGGUUGAUACGGCAUAUCAUUCGCAUCAUAUGCACCCAUGCGCGGAACCCUACGUUCAAUCCCUUCAGGCUGCGGGCAUCAAGGUCAACACCCCUAGCGGCGACUGUACGUGGUACUCUAGCGUGCUUAAUGGCGCCGUGGUCAAGCCUGACAAUUCUCUUACUACCACUUACUGGAGGGACAACAUGGCUAAAACUGUGCUGUUCUCCCAGGCCGUCACUAGUGCUGUGCAGAAUGGCGGGCCGUUCCAUCAGGCUAUCGAGAUUGGACCUCAUCCGGCGCUCAAGGGGCCUAUCAUGCAAAUACUUGGCGAGAUUGGUAUCGAAAUGCCAUACUCGGGUACCUUGAUACGAGGCGAAAAUGAUCUCGAGUCUGUUUCAGACACCUUUGGCACGAUUUGGUCAAACCUAGGCCCGUCAAAAACGGACUUUGUAUCCCUGCAUCAGCUAGCCCUUGGCCCGACUGAGCCAAAACUCCUCAAAGGUCUUCCAACGUAUACGUGGGAUCAUGACAAGCCGUACUGGUUUGAAUCCCGGAAAAGCAAAGUCUUCCGAACCCAUCCAGAUCCUAUGCACGAGCUUCUUGGCACUCGAUGUGACGAGGGGAACGGAGAGGAGUAUCAAUGGCGCAACUUCCUCAGCACUCGCGAGAUACCCUGGCUUGAGGGUCACCAGAUCCAGGGAAACGUUGUGUUCCCAGCGGCUGGCUAUGCAUCCAUGGCUCUUGAGGCAUCCCGAGUCAUUGCUCGUGAUGAGAACAUUCAGCUUCUUGAGAUCAAUGAUCUCGUCGUUGGUCGAGCCAUUGUGUUCCAGGAUGAAAAGGCGGCUAUUGAAACCGUAACCAACAUCUGGAACGUCAAGAAAUACGCUGGCACUCUCACAAAGAAUGGCUUCAUUACAGCAGAAUUUACGAUAUCCGCACAGCUGCUGCGUGAUCAUACGGCCCUCACGAGGGUUGGUAGCGGAAAAAUCAACAUCGUCGUCAGUGACGAGCCUAUUUCAAAGGCUGUCUUGCCACCAAGGAAUCCAACACCAGCUCAUCUUAUUGACAUCGACACCGAUCGGUUCUAUACAUCUCUUGAGAAGACCGGUUACGGCUACACGAAGCUGUUUCGAGGGUUUUCGAACAUGCGCCGUCGUCUGAACUUCUCAACCGGACUGAUCGAGCAGAAUAUCUCUGAUCAUGCUGAUACUAAGUUGCUUGUGCAUCCAAGCGCUUUAGACCAUGCUUUUCAAGCACUCUUCGGAGCUUACUGCUGGCCCGGUGAUGGCAGGCUCUGGACCCUAUUCCUGCCCGUCAGCAUUGGGAAGAUCUCCGUGGACCCAUUGGGAUGCGGGAGAGAGAACGCAGGCUUGCAAGGGACCAAGUUAGCUUUUGACGCCUGGCUGACGGAUAGCCCUUCCAAAGAGAUGCGCGGCGACGUUGUAUUCUCAACCACCAAGGAUGCAGGAGAACAACCCAUCAUCCAAGUCGAAAGAGCAACCAUGGUUGCACUCGGGGACACCGCUGCCCAAGAUGAUCGGACUAUGUUCUUCGAGACUAUCUGGGGCCCUGCCACACCUGAUGGCGCACUAGCCCUUGGCGAAGAGCAAGCUAAGAAGGAAGAGUGGGGGCUUUCCGAGGCUUGCGAGCGAGUGGCCCAUUACUAUUGGCGCAAGCUGAACGAGACACUUGCUUCGUAUGAUCGAGUACACAUUACGGUACACUACAAACAUCUAUUGUCGGUUCCCACUUUGCAGAGUGGUCGGAAUGCCUCGCAAGAUGAGGAGGAUCAUAUUUCAGAACUCGUUCAAAGGUAAGCUAGGCAGUAAACGUCUUUUGACUGUGUUGCUGAUGCGCUCCAGGUAUUCCAAGUAUAUUGAUAUGCAGAUAAUCAAAAGCAUCGGGCAGAGCCUUCCGUCUGCAAUUCGCGGGAAGUUGAGUCUGGUUGAUGAGCUCCAGUCGAACGGGCUGCUAGAUGCUUUUUUCGCUAACAGUCUCGCAUUGUCCU